AUGGCAGAUAGUCAAUUAUCCAAUCUUUCUACACCCCCAGCAUGUAUCGCAGACUUCUGCCUCAUACCGCUGGGCACACCCACCGCAUCCGUGUCUAAAGAGGUCUCUCAAGUUCAGCGACUACUCAAGAAGAGCGGCCUUGUCUAUCACAUGCAUUCAGCUGGAACGACGGUCGAGGGUCCUUGGGACGAUGUCAUGCGCGUGAUCGGCCAAGCACACACGCUACUUCACGAAAAUGGAGUCGUCAGAAUCCAGAGCGAUAUCAGGGUCGGAUCAAGGACAGACAAGAAGCAGACAGCAGAGGACAAGGUUGCUGCAGUCAACGCCAUCUUGGACAAGGACGAGUAG
Molecule: messenger RNA, 348 nt
Organism: Aureobasidium subglaciale EXF-2481
Lineage: Eukaryota; Fungi; Ascomycota; Dothideomycetes; Dothideales; Saccotheciaceae
Exons: 3
Coding region: 1-348 (115 amino acids)
Cellular component (GO): cytosol
Source: RefSeq, a predicted model, not a curated record